ACCAUCUUUCCUAGGAACCUUCAAGAAGCACAGAAAAUUAUCAGAUGAAAAUCAAUUGAGUUUGCUUUGGGGGAAAGCCAAAAACGUUUAGCGAAUCCACACUGUUUUACCUUCAGAACUUCUGUGGGUCGCUGGAUCAGAAGGCAACCAUUAUCACACUGGAGAGUCAUACUUUAAGGAACACAAAUGCAAAACACAACCAUGUUUCCUGACAUCAGAUGAUGAAUGGACACUGAGGGGAAAACAGGCUUUUUUUUUUCCCACUGGCAAGGAAGAGCUGAACUUGGAGUACACAUUUAAAGGAAGCACACAGGGAAGACUUAAACAUACUUUCAUGGUUUUCACAAACAAAUCCAGGAGAAGCGAUCAUGGAGACCAAGACCAAGGAGAACAGGUGGGUCCGGGUGACCGUGCUCUCCGGCUGCGUGGGCUGCAGGACCGUGGCGGCGCCGGCGUCCUGGACCGCGCGCGACGUGAAGGAGCGCAUCUGCGCCGAGACCGGCUUCCCGGUGCCGGAGCAGCGGCUGUGGCACGGCGGCCGCGAGUUAUCUGACUGGAUCAAGAUUGGAGAUCUGACUUCUAAAAAUUGUCAUCUUUUUGUAAACCUUCAAUCAAAAGGCUUAAAAGGGGGAGGUCGAUUUGGUCAGACAACUCCACCACUUGUUGAUUUUCUCAAGGACAUUUUGAGAAGAUACCCAGAAGGAGGACAGAUUCUUAAGGAAUUAAUUCAGAAUGCAGAAGAUGCUGGGGCCACAGAAGUUAAAUUUUUAUAUGAUGAAACUCAAUAUGGAACAGAGACUCUUUGGUCAAAAGAUAUGGCACCAUAUCAGGGGCCAGCUCUGUAUGUAUACAACAACGCGGUUUUCACCCCAGAGGACUGGCAUGGCAUUCAAGAAAUAGCAAGAAGCAGGAAAAAGGAUGACCCUCUGAAGGUUGGAAGAUUUGGAAUUGGGUUUAAUUCUGUCUAUCAUAUCACAGAUGUUCCUUGUAUCUUUAGUGGUGACCAGAUUGGGAUGCUAGAUCCUCAUCAAACACUUUUUGGCCCACAUGAAUCAGGCCAGUGUUGGAAUCUCAAAGAUGACAGCAAAGAAAUUAGUGAACUUUCAGACCAAUUUGCACCAUUUAUUGGCAUUUUUGGAAGCACCAAGGAAACGUUUAUGAAUGGCAAUUUUCCAGGAACAUUUUUCCGUUUCCCUCUUCGCCUACAACCUUCACAGCUUAGUAGUAACCUCUACAAUAAGCAGAAGGUUCUUGAGUUGUUUGAGUCUUUUAGGGCAGAUGCUGACACAGUGCUGCUCUUUCUGAAAAGUGUACAGGAUGUCUCCUUGUAUGUCCGAGAGACUGAUGGAACAGAGAAACUAGUGUUUAGAGUGACUUCAAGUGAGAGUAAGGCACUGAAACAUGAGCGGCCGAAUUCUAUAAAGAUUCUAGGCACUGCUAUAAGUAACUAUUGUAAAAAGACUCCAAACGAUAACAUCACCUGUGUAACAUAUCAUGUAAAUAUCAUUUUGGAAGAGGAGAGUACUAAGGAUGCACAGAAAACAUCUUGGUUGGUGUGCAACAGUGUGGGUGGGCGAGGGAUUAGUAGUAAGCUUGACUCUUUAGCUGAUGAACUGAAGUUUGUCCCAAUCAUUGGAAUAGCCAUGCCUUUAUCAAGCAGAGAUGAUGAAGCAAAAGGAGCAACGUCUGCUUUCUCAGGAAAAGCAUUUUGUUUUCUUCCUUUACCUCCUGGUGAGGAAAGCAGAACGGGCCUCCCAGUUCACAUCAGUGGGUUCUUUGGCCUGACUGACAACCGCAGGAGCAUAAAAUGGAAAGAGCUGGACCAGUGGAGAGACCCAGCAGCCUUAUGGAAUGAGUUUCUUGUCAUGAAUGUUGUCCCCAAAGCUUAUGCUACUCUGAUCUUAGAUUCAAUAAAACGUCUGGAGACAGAAAAGAGCUCUGAUUUCCCUUUGUCAGUUGAUGUUAUCUAUAAGCUUUGGCCUGAGGCGAGCAAAGUCAAGGUGCACUGGCAACCGGUGUUACAGCCUCUGUUCAGCGAGCUGUUGCAGAAUGCAGUGAUUUAUUCAAUUAGCCACGAUUGGGUCAGCUUGGAGCAGGUAUACUUCUCAGAACUUGAUGAAAAUUUGGAAUACACAAAAACUGUGCUCAACUACCUCCAGAGCUCAGGGAAGCAGAUUGCCAAGGUACCAGGGAAUGUGGAUGCUGCUGUUCAGCUCGUGGCUGCCUCUGGCGCAACACCUUUGAGGAAGGUGACGCCUGCAUGGGUGCGGCAGGUGCUGCGGAAGUGUGCGCACCUGGGCAGUGCUGAAGAGAAGCUUCACCUUCUAGAAUUUGUGCUUUCCGACCAAGCUUACAGUGAGCUGCUUGGGUUGGAGCUGCUCCCUUUGCAAAAUGGCAGUUUCGUCCCCUUCUCCUCGUCUGUAUCAGACCAAGAUGUCAUUUAUAUUACCUCAGCGGAAUAUCCAAGGUCCCUUUUCCCAAGUCUUGAAGGAAGAUUUAUUUUGGAUAACCUGAAACCUCACCUUCUAGCUGCUUUAAAGGAAGCUGCCCAAACCCGAGCACAACAACUUCUCUGGGGAUAUUCAGGAAGACCAUGUACUCAGCUGCAGCUUCUAAAUCCAGAACGAUUUGCACGUCUUAUCAAAGAAGUAAUGAAUACAUUCUGGCCUGGCAGAGAGUUGAUCGUUCAAUGGCUUCCUGUUUCAUGAAGAUAGCAGUGGAAAACUCAAAAUGGUGGCAGUUCUUAUUACCAGAUGUUAGUAUUGUUUCUGGAAACUGCUUGCCAGGACAACAUUUAUUAACUGUUAGAACACUUGCUUUAUGUUUGUGUGUACAUAUUUUCCACAAAUGUCAUAAUUUAUAUAGUAUGGUUGAACAGGAUGCAAUCUUUUGUUGUCUAAAGGUGCUGCAGUUAAAAAAAAAACUUCUUUCAAUAUGGCACUUAGCGGAGUUUUUUUUUUUUUUCACUUUAAAAACAUUAAAAAUCAUCGAGUUUAUAAUUAUCAGCUUAUAUUUCCCCAUGAAUGAUUAGAACUGACAUUUAAUUCAUGUUUGUCUCACCAUACUUGUUUACUUUAACAUAUUUCUUUUGCAGAAUGUAAAAGAAAGGUAAUGAAAAUUAGUUUAUUGAGUGUACUGGCUGUAAAUGAUGCUAAAUAUAUUUUAUGCAAUUAAGGGCUUACAGAAAAUGUUAAAACAUUUUUUACUUUUAUUGGUAAUAGGAAUGUUUGCACCUCCAAAUUAUAUUGCUUCUGGAUGUGAAAUCAUGUAAUUAUUUCUGCUGUUACAUUAAGUGCCAUACUUUUAUUUUAAUAAAGCAAAAUGUACAUAUGAAA
This is a messenger RNA of Saimiri boliviensis boliviensis (Bolivian squirrel monkey), 3335 nucleotides long. Lineage: Eukaryota; Metazoa; Chordata; Mammalia; Primates; Cebidae. The record is from RefSeq and is a predicted model, not a curated record.